AUGGUUGAUAUUGCAGCUAAUGUAGAGAGAGUGGUACUGCUUCGAGAAGCGAAGAAUGUUGGGUAUAAAAGGAGGAAUGAAAACCAGAGUCAAGGAGGAGCAAAGAAGCCUAACCAAGGCUAUCAGGGAAACCAAAGGAGGAACGAUGUUGGAAACAAAGGACAAGGUUAUCGUGGAAACCAGAAUAAUAGGGCACAAGAAUGUGCCAAGUGUGGGAGAAGAGGCCACAUCGAGAGUGAAUGCCGUGUAGGAUCGAACACUUGUUUUCGAUGUGGGAGCCAUGAUCAUUACAUCAGAGAUUGUCCGAAGCAGGUUUUCCAAGAAGGAGGUAAUUUCUCAAGGAGACAGUUGGCUUAG
Messenger RNA from Spinacia oleracea (spinach), 357 nucleotides. RefSeq lists its product as uncharacterized. Lineage: Eukaryota; Viridiplantae; Streptophyta; Magnoliopsida; Caryophyllales; Amaranthaceae. The record is from RefSeq and is a predicted model, not a curated record. The transcript is spliced from 2 exons. Gene Ontology annotation, molecular function: nucleic acid binding; zinc ion binding. Bases 1 to 357 code for a protein of 118 amino acids.